Cyclopterus lumpus (lumpfish) is the source of this 837-nucleotide messenger RNA. RefSeq names its product zinc finger, HIT-type containing 1 (gene znhit1). Lineage: Eukaryota; Metazoa; Chordata; Actinopteri; Perciformes; Cyclopteridae. Gene Ontology annotation, biological process: chromatin remodeling. The transcript has 6 exons. Gene Ontology annotation, cellular component: Swr1 complex. The record is from RefSeq and is a predicted model, not a curated record. The coding region runs from base 43 to 513 and encodes 156 amino acids. Gene Ontology annotation, molecular function: nucleosome binding.
UGGUGGCUCGGCGGCUUCCGUAGACCGGAAGUGAGCGACAACAUGGGGCUGGAGAAGAAAUCUUCCGCUCGGGUGGAGGCCGGGCAGCGUAGAGUCCUGGAUGAAGCCACCAGACAGAGGAGGCUGACCCGCCAGCUGGACGCUCUGGAGAAGGACAACUUCCAGGACGACCCUCUGUCCUCCCUCCCUCCCCCAGGUCCUACUGCACGCCUCCCCGCCUUCAGUGAGACAGAAGAACCAGAGAAGAAGAGGAGGAAGACAAGGGGCGAUCACUUCAAGCAGCGCUUCAGGAAGAACUUCACCACGCUGCUUGAGGAGGAGAACCUGUCGGAGAGGCCGGAGCCUAACUACCUGUCUGCUGCGGCCCCGCCCUCCUCUCUGCCCCCCCGACACUUCUGCUGCGUCUGUGGGUUCCCCUCUCACUACACCUGCACCACCUGUGGGGGGCGCUACUGCAGCAGCAAGUGUCUGUGUACACACAGGGAGACCAGGUGUUUGAAGUGGACGCUCUAACUAGAGGACAUCUGGUCAAGCUCCAGCUGAUUAGCAUAGCUUAGCACAGAGACUGGAAACGGAGGGAAACUGCUAGCGUUUAUUAACACGUUCGAUCUGAUUUGUUUAACCUGAACACCGUCAUGAACCUCUUAUUAUUUGUUAUUAAAAUGUGUAAACGACCAGUGAAAGAGUUCCAGCUGUAAAGCUUUUCCGUGCUGUGUUCUGUUUAUUUUGUCCACCCCCUUUUCAUGCACAUCUGCCAAUAAAAGGAGCCACAAUAUUGUUCUGUAAAUAACGACAAGCGUUUUAGUUUAUUGUUUUAUUAAAGAAAAAGAAAUGUGA